CUCCAUUUUUAACAGUCUUUGACCUCACUGAAAUCAUCAAAUCAUACGAUUCUAAACUCGAAACUCCAUUUUUGCUCCUACAGUCCCUCACCGCACACUAUAAAAAACUCUCCUCACAGUGCCUCACAGUUACAGUUUCCAUUUCCAUUUUGCCGCGUGCACCUAAAUCCGCGCCUUCUGUAUUUAUCACCAACUACCUCCGCCUCAAAACGCCGUCGUUCCCAAAGCUAAAAUAAAAAUCUAAAACUACUUUCCCUCUCAUUUCUGUACAAUAUAACACGCACACACACAGUGACACAGAGAGAGAGAGAGAGAGGGUCCGAGUCCGAAUCCGAGUCCGAGUCCGAAAUCGGGGAGCGCUAAACUACGCCGGGUACACUAAAGUGCGCCGGGUGGUACUCUACGCCACUAGCGAGAGCCGGAAUCGAGUGUGUUCUCGGCAAUGCGGGUGAGAUCCUCUGCGAUUAUCGCAGUGUUGUCAGUGUUGUUGUUGUUGGUGUGCGAUCCUCUCCUCUGCUUCGGUUCUUGGACGACUCUCUCAGUAAACGAGUCGGAAUCGGCGGAAGCGGCGGUGGUGGUGGAGGAGGAGGAGGAGGGGAUCGUCAAUGCCACGGGAACAGCUGCCGAGUCGAACGCGUCGCGUAGAUCCAAUGAGGACAGCUUGGCCGGCAUGAUAGAUCGCGCUCUACAGAGAGAGUUCCCGGAGAACGAGCAAAACGAAGCCACUGAUUCUGUUGGUAGCUUCAACAAUAGUGUAGCUGAGCAACAGGCAGUUUUGGAAACUGUUGCUAGAGUGAAGCCAAAGAAAAAUGACACUAAGGAGGAAAAGUCGUUUUUCAAUUUGGAUAAUGAAAAUGGAGCAGAAGAUGUGCCAACAUUAAUAGAUCGAAGUGACAAUGUCUUUACUCUAUCCAAUCCAAAGUCAAAGUAUCCUGUGCUUCAAUUAGACUUGAGAUUGAUAUCAGAUUUGGUAGUUGUCAUUGUCUCUGCAACUUGUGGUGGAAUUGCCUUUGCUUGUGCUGGACAACCGGUUAUUACUGGAUAUCUACUAGCAGGGUCUUUAAUUGGACCUGGUGGCUUGAGCUUUGUUAGUGAAAUGGUGCAAGUUGAAACAGUUGCUCAGUUUGGAGUGAUCUUUCUUCUUUUUGCAUUGGGUCUGGAAUUUUCCACGACAAAGCUUCGUGUUGUUCGAGCAGUGGCAAUUUUAGGAGGUCUACUCCAGAUUUUCCUAUUUAUGUGCUUGUGUGGAAUACUAACCUCGUUAUGUGGUGGCAAACCUUCUGAAGGGGUAUUUGUUGGUGCACUCCUGUCUAUGUCUUCAACAGCAGUGGUCUUGAAAUUUUUGAUGGAAAAAAAUAGUAUUAAUGCUCUUCAUGGUCAGGUCACAAUCGGCAUCCUUAUCCUUCAAGACUGUGCCGUGGGCUUGCUGUUUGCUCUGCUUCCAGUUCUUGGUGGUACUUCUGGAGUUCUUCAAGGAGUAAUAUCCAUUACUAAAUUGUUGGUGGUUCUAAUUACAUUUUUGGUCAUUUUGUCAAUAUUUUCUCGCACAUGCGUACCAUGGUUUCUAAAGCUCAUGAUGAGCCUCUCAUCUCAGACUAAUGAACUCUAUCAAUUGGCAUCGGUGGCAUUUUGCUUACUUGUUGCUUGGUGUAGUGAUAAGCUGGGUUUAAGCCUUGAACUUGGUUCCUUUGCCGCUGGAGUUAUGAUAUCAACAACUGAUCUUGCACAACAUACACUUGAACAAGUUGAACCUAUUCGCAAUUUCUUUGCUGCUCUUUUUCUUGCCAGCAUUGGGAUGUUAAUACAUGUUCAUUUCCUUUGGAACCAUGUUGAUAUUUUACUAGCAACUGUUAUAUUGGUGAUCGUUCUAAAAACAUUUGUGGUUGCGACUGUUGUCAAGGGAUUUAGAUACAGUAACAAGACUUCGAUUCUUGUUGGAAUGUCUCUUGCGCAAAUUGGGGAAUUUUCCUUUGUUCUUCUAAGCCGUGCUUCAAAUCUUCAUCUAAUUGAGGGCAACUUGUAUUUACUGCUGCUUGGUACAACAGCUCUCAGUCUGGUGACUACACCAUUGCUGUUCAAGCUAAUUCCUGCUGUUGUACACCUUGGGGUGUUGACGCGGUGGUUCUCUACAGAUAGUUCAAGUGAGAUUGGAUUUAAAGGGGAUAGCCUUCGUGCAGAGAGUGCUAAGCGUAUUACUGUGAAGGUGCUUAAGCGUGCAAAAGGAGGUUGACUAAGUGAGCGGUGUUUUUUUCUAGUGCAAAGCUUGCCCUACUUUUGAUAGCAUUUCCGACCAGGUGAGAAUGGCCACAAUUGGCAAACCGCGACAAAACAGACGGUGCUGAAGAUAUGCAAUCCGCAUGCUGACAUAUUCUAGUUUGAUUUAGGCCCAUCACAUUACCCUGCUGGAUGGCCUACUAUAUUCUGUAAAUUAGUGUUCAUUUUGUAAUGUAAUUUCAUUUCACCGUUUUCUUUUAGCUGAUUGUCAUAUGCUUUGUUCUAUUGUAUUGAUUUUGUGUAUAAGUCAGAAAUCAAUGCCAUUAUAGUCUCACAGAUGCAUCAA
Quercus lobata is the source of this 2560-nucleotide messenger RNA. RefSeq names its product K(+) efflux antiporter 4-like. Gene Ontology annotation, biological process: proton transmembrane transport; potassium ion transmembrane transport. Lineage: Eukaryota; Viridiplantae; Streptophyta; Magnoliopsida; Fagales; Fagaceae. The coding region runs from base 443 to 2230 and encodes 595 amino acids. Gene Ontology annotation, cellular component: membrane. The transcript is spliced from 21 exons. The record is from RefSeq and is a predicted model, not a curated record. Gene Ontology annotation, molecular function: potassium:proton antiporter activity.